UUAGGCUACUCUAAGCAACUCGGAGAAUUGUUGGACUAGUCUUCCAGAGUGACAAUACUCGUCCUUUCGCUUCAUAUAGGGACGCCAAUUGGUACUAUUAUUGAAAAAGACGUCAACUACCGUAGGCUACUUUACACUUCUGCUUAAUAUAAAACAAAUAUUGUACCUGGGCACGGAACGCGAAUGGUGUGACAGCAGUCCAGCACAGCAGUUGCUCAUUAUCGGAGUGUAGCCACCUGAGCACAGUUGUUGCUUUAUGUGCAAGUGCUAUUGAAAUGAGCUCCAUUCGAACCAAACUACUUCAACUGGAGUGCCGCUUCACCUGGGAUUUGAAGGAAGAUGACAUGGAUACUGAUAAUCUACAGACCAGGCUCAAGGACCAGAUUGAGUUAGGUCUCGGGAAAAAGGCCGGGAUUGCACGGACAUUCAGCAUUCUGGCCUACAUCAAAUACCUGAAGGGUUACCCAGUGGAGGCAAUGGCUAACUUGUUAAAGGCUGAGGAGCUCACGAGAGAGCACCAUGGUGAGGACUGUGAGAAACAUCUCAUUGUCACCUAUGGAGACCUUUCCUGGUUACAUUACCAUGUGGGUGAUUACGUCAAGUGCCAGAGCUACUUAGAGAAACUGGAGGAGAUGAAAGAGAAGUUUCCAACUAGUUCCAAAUCUGUCCUCCACCCUGAGGUCUAUGGCGAGAAGGGUUGGACCUUCCUCAAGUUCUCCUAUAAAUACUAUGACAAAGCACUAGAAUGCUUCAAGAAAGCUCUGGAACUGGAGCCUGAGGAGAGUGAGUGGAAUGCAGGUUACGCUAUUGCAUUGUAUCGUACAGAAAAAGAGCUCUCGAGUGUUGAUGACUCGCCAGCUAUUAAGCAGCUGAGACGUGCCAUAGAGAUUAACCCACAAGACGCAGUCCCCAUGGUCCUACUGGGCCUGAAACUGGCUAUCUAUAAAAGAUUUGGGGAGGCAGAGGAGUUAGUGGAGAAAGCUCUGGAGAUGUCCCCAGACUGUCCGCACGUGACACGUUAUGUAGGGAAGUUUCUCCGGCAACAGGGGCACGUUGACAAGUCCAUUGCUCUGUUGAACAGAGCACUAAAGCGUACAAGCCAGUCUGCCAUAAUACACCAUCAAUUGGCUCUCUGCUACAAGAAAAAAAAGAUCUCAGUAUGCAAGAGUGGAAGCUUCCAUGGUAAGGGUGCUGAGAUCCAGAAGCUACUCUGUAAGUGCAUUCAACAUCUGGAGAUGGCUACUUCACUGAAGUCUUCUUUCAUCUAUGCCAUGGCUGAGCUUGCACUGCUCUACGGAGAGUGUAAAGAUAUCACCAAGGCAGAGGAACUGUUCCAGAAAACCUUUGAGAAAGCCUUAGCUAAGAAUGACAGUCUGCAGGUGGUCAACUUGAUGUACGGCCAGUUCCAGCAGUAUCACAACAAAUGUGAACCUCUGGCUAUCAAGCACUACACAGAAGGUUUGGAACUGCAGAAGGACACUGCUGAAGGGAAGAGUUGUGCCCAUAAACUGAAAAUGAUCGCAGAGAGGCGUGUCUCCCAAGACCCCAUGGAUGGAGAGGCCUGUGGUAUUCUGGGGUUUGUCUAUAGAGUGGAGGGGAAGAAAGAACAGGCCAUAGAGUGGUAUGAUAAGGCUGUGGUGCAUGAUUGCAAUGCUGAAUACCUUUCUGCACUCUGUGAACUUCGCCUCUCUCUACAGCAAUAAUACACCAGAGUAAAACGUUAAUCUACACUCAAUAAUCGAGUAAUAAAGCCUGCAAGGGUGCAUGCAUCCACUUAAUCUUUGUUAGACCUAGUUAAAAUUCUCCCUGAUUGAAGAUUGAUAUGAUUUAGCAUAGUUAAAAAAAAAACACAGAAAUUGCUUUAUGUUUGUGUGUGUAAGUAUGGUUUGGGUCAUUUGAAGAUAUAGUUAUGAAAUUUAAAUAUAUUAUUGUAUUCUACAUGUGCUUUUAGGUUUAUAGGCAUUUACUGCACUUUUAUUUACAAUACACUUUAAUAAAACAAUUUUAUUAUUUCCACUACUGUAUGACAAAAAAAAAACAAUUUAUUGAAAGAAAAAACAACAUCAAAAUGCUUAGUGUUAGUCUGAGUCUUCUUGAAGUUGUAACAGCUUUCAGGGCUUUACAGAGUCAAAAUGUAUAUUGUCAAUGACCGUGGUGCUCAUGCAAUUAAACCAAGGGUGCUAGGACACCUUCCCUUUCAUCUUAAUCCAUUAUGGGUAGAAUCAACAAAUAUGACAUCAUCACCCAUUGUGUAUGAUGAUGUCAUAUGGCUGAGUAUACCUUUAAUGCCAAGCUCAGAAAGGUCUAACAAGGGAUAUUCUAAUAUAGAACAAGAGAACUGUCCUCCUAGCCCUCUGAUUUAAGUACACAGUAACAUGCUGCAUCAAGUGGCAGUGUAAUAAUCAAUUUUGUAUAUCUUUACAGAACUAUGCAAUUUGGUGUACACAAUACAUACAGUAUUAAGCUAAAAUCAUCCCGUCUUUAAUGUCAUCGAUUACUGUGUAUGAAAUUGGUAUGAAAAUGUACAUCACCAACCUUUAUAAAUGAAUAAUGACUAAUUCAUCAUUAAUUCAUAAGAAGUUCCAGUCAUUAAGGUGUCCAUUAACAUCCAUUUUGAUAGAUCAGAGACCAGGGUUGCCUGUGGGUGCUUUUA
Molecule: messenger RNA, 2653 nt
Organism: Coregonus clupeaformis (lake whitefish)
Lineage: Eukaryota; Metazoa; Chordata; Actinopteri; Salmoniformes; Salmonidae
Product: interferon-induced protein with tetratricopeptide repeats 5-like
Exons: 2
Coding region: 276-1703 (475 amino acids)
Biological process (GO): defense response to virus
Cellular component (GO): cytosol
Molecular function (GO): protein binding
Source: RefSeq, a predicted model, not a curated record